AACUUGGCCUUACUUGCCACCCAAAAAGUGCUGACCUGAGAGGCAGUGAUUUUCUGUGGCCACCCAGAAAGGAGGAAUCUGAGCUGACAGAGAAAACACGACGAGUUAGCUCGUUGGACAGUGACAUGUAGAGGCAGACGCCCAAAGAGGCUUGGUGUCAGUGAUCAAGUUGAGGGGGAAACUGCAGGGAGUAGUUAUCUGGACUUGGCUGGCUGGCAGAUCCCCAAGUUUGUUCAGCCGACAGAUGAGGGUCCAGAAGGUGGCUAACAGGAUGAGGCCUGAUGGCCACGUGGCCACGCAGGGAUUACAAGCCGCAAGAAGAAGGUAAAAAGAUUAGACUCAGAACGGAGCUUUGUUUUUUUUUUAACCUCGUCACUCUUGUCACACUGACAGCGUACAGGGGAAUCUCCUGCGCCAAAACUUUCAACCGGUGCAUCAUCUCUCCUUCCUUAACCUCUCCUCCCUCCAUUGCUCCCUCUGCUCAUCCAUCCAUGCAGCCCCCUCGGUUGUUUACAGGACUCCCAACAGUAUCCAGGAAUUAACUAAUGCUGAACGACUGAGCCAGAGCACACACAGGAGUGGACUGUACUCCCUUCUUUCGUGCUAACAAGCUAAAGUCAGCACCAAUGAGGAGGCUUUUGCACACUCUGCUAAUGGACUCGCAAUAAAGAUUCUGGAUUUUACAUUUGUUUGCAGGAGUGUCUUCACAAAUGACAACUUCAGGGCUUGAAACCCACAUAAAUUAGCCCACCAUGCUUUUGAAGUCAGGACUUUUCCUCUCUUUGUGUCUGUUUACCCUCCAAGCAAGUCAAAUCAAAGAUCCUCAUGACAAAGACUUUUCUGGACUCAGGGAUGUGAAGUACCGACACUUUCUAGAAGCCCCCAGACCAAUCAGACACACCACAGAUGUCAGAGCAGAGCAGGGCAGGCAUCGGACGAAAAGGUCAACAAUCUUCCAUACAGGUGUCACAGUGUGUCCGCAGGAGACGAUGAAAGAAGUCAUCAGCAGCCAUCGGACCUACUACAAACUCAGAGUUUGUCAGGAGGCAAUUUGGGAGGCAUUUCGGAUCUUCUUCGACCGAGUCCCUGACUCAGAAGAGUACAGAUCCUGGGUUUACACCUGCCAGCAUGAAAACCUCUGCAUGGAUGACCUGGCAAAGAACUUCAGCAGCGCUCAGGAGCAUCUUGAUAUGGUGGCCAGGAGAGUUGCCAUGACAGCUGAAAUUGAAGGAUUUGACGCUGGAACUCCAGAUCCAAACAGGGAUUGCACGUGGACGCCCCAUCUGCUUCUGCUACCAACUGAGGCCGAAGUGAUCCAAGAAGACUUGAAAAAGGAGAAUUUUGAGUACAUUGUGGAGUUCAGUGUCACCGUCGUUGACCCGGCAUACAACGACGUGUUGAGUGACCCAGAGGCUCUACAUACCAGUGAAAUAACACGAGAGCUCACAGACAAGAUGCUUCGUGUCUUUGAAAAAGUUCCAGGAUUCAAAGAGAUUCAAGUUCUGGGGUUUCGCUCUGACGAUGUGACAGUGCGAGUAGUCUUUAAUGGAGACACGGAGCUCACUGAUGAUGCUGAGGUUCUUGAGGAGCCAGACAUAGAUGAGGACGUUAAUGCUCCUAAACUGAAGUACAUCAUAGUGAGGGCCUUAAGAGAGGAACCGUCACUCCCGCUGGACAUAAGGACACUCAGCUUUGAGGCUGUUACAACAAUUUAUCCAGUUGCUGAGCUUGGCAUAAAUCCUAUUGACAGCAUUGUAUCUGGGGACUACACCACAUCAGCGCACACAGAGGACAAUACUCCCACUCAAAGUUUCCUCCCCACAGUGGCUGCAAUAGAAAACUACUCGGGUGCUUUUACAAGUGAACCAGAAACACACACCUUUGUGCCUUUCAUCCCAAACAUUGUCCCUGAAACUACACCUGCGGCCACUGAUGAGACUCUAAUGGCCUCUGUAGAGGAAUCCACAGAAGAUAGUGCAGAGGAGCCGAGUGGCGUCACAACACCAGACACCAAACUUGAUGAUGCGGCUGAGGCUGAACCUGAGGAACAGCUGAAAGACGGUGUUCCUGAACUGGAGGAUAGGGUCAAUGAGGACAAUCCUGCUGAGGUCUCCAAUGACCUGCCAGAGUUUACAGAUCCCACAGUUACUGAGAUGUCUGUCAUUGAAGUAACAGUCCCAGUCUACACCACAUCAUCUCCUGAGCAAGCUGUCCAAGAUUUACCUGAGCUAGAUGAGGGUUCAAACGAAGAGCAUUCUGCUGAGGAUACCAACACUUUGCCAGAUACUACGGCUGCCACAGUUUCUGAGCUGUCUGUCGUAGAAGUCUACACUACACCGUUUCGUGAACAAACUAUUCAAGACUUACCUGAGCUAGCUGAAGAUGAAAGAGGCGAACAUUCUGCUGAGGACACCAAUGAAUUGCCAGAAUCUACGGUUGCCACAGUAACACAGAUAUCUGUCACUGAAGCGGCAGUCCCAAUCUCGACAACUUCAUCUCCUGAGGAAACUGUCCCAGAUCUCUUUUCUGAUAUGUUUUUUUUUAUUUUAGAAGUACCUGUGCUUGCUGAUGUGGUCAAUGAGGAAAAUCCUGCUGAGAUAGCCAAUGACCUGCCAGAGUUUACAGAUCCCACAGUUACCGAGAUAACUGUCAUAGAAGCACCAGUCACAGUCUCCACACCAUCGUAUCAUGAGCAUGCUGUCCAAGGCAUUGAACCAGAUAUAGAUGAGGUGCUUUUGGAACCCCCUACAGAGAGCGGUGAAACCCCUGAAGACAGAGACGAGUCAAGUGGAGGGCACAGUGGAGUGACUUCGGCUUCAAUAGAGUUGCCUCUUGUGAACGCAAACAAUCAAGAGGAUGUAGGGAACAGUGGGGUGACACCAGUCUCAUUUGACCUGCCUUCGGACAACUCUUACACCCAAGAGGAGGUAUGGCAUAGUGGAGUGACACCAGUCUCCAUUGACCUACCUUCGGAGAACUCUUACACUCAAGAGGAUGUAUUGUCAAGUCCAAACAACACUGAGGCGGAAGUGACCAUAUCUCCAGAAGAAGGCAGCGGCAGCGGAUACCCCUCGGAGUCUGAUGAACGACCGUAUGGAUCCACAGCUACACCAGCCAUGAGACUAGCCAGCACCCCUCUGGUGACCACAGUGGAGAAGACCAAAGAGUUAGUGGUUUUCUUUAGCUUGAGGGUGACUAACAUGAUGUUUUCUGAAGACCUGUUCAACAAGAGCUCCCCAGAGUAUAAAUCCCUGGAGAAUACCUUUCUUGAGCUGACACAGCACUCUGGGUCCAGAAAAUCUCAAAACCCUGGAGCUUCCAGUAAAUCUGGGUUUGGGAGACAGACAACUUUAGCCUCCAUACCGCUUCUGCCAUAUCUACAAUCUAAUUUGACUGGAUUCAAGCACCUGGAAAUUCUUAACUUUCGUAACGGGAGUGUUGUGGUAAACAGCCGGAUGAAACUAGACAAACCUGUACCUUACAAUGUCACAGAAGCUGUUCACUGUGUGCUCGAAGACUUCUGCAGUGCGGCAUCCAAACGUCUGGACAUCGAGAUUGACAGUCGCUACUUGGAAAUUGAGCCAGCUGACGGAGCAGACCCCUGUAAGUUCCUGGCUUGCAAUGAGUUCUCACGCUGCGUGUUGAACCGUCGGACUGAUGAGGCAGAGUGUCUGUGCGAUCCGGGGUACAGCACCGUGGACGGCCUGCCCUGUCAGAGCACCUGCAUUCUGCAGCCAGACUACUGUCUGAACGGAGGCCUGUGUGAAAUAAUCCCCGGGCACGGAGUCAGCUGCAGGUGCCCUUUAGGUAAAUACUGGCACUACCAUGGAGAACGCUGCAACGAGAUGGUGUCAAUGCCAGUUGACCCUUCGCUUAUUGUAACCUGCCUCGUGGGAAGUCUCUGCCUUGUUUGUGCUAUCAUUGGCCUUUUGAUAUUCAUAAACAAGAAAUGUAUAAAACCCAAAAAGACCUUAACCCUGGUGAACACCCUUUCACCUUAUGCCUUUGAGAAUACUUUGAGGGUGAACCCAGUAUUUGAGAAUGAUGAUGGUGCCUUAAGUCAAGUAUCCACAUAUCCAUGUUCUUCAAGUUCUGCUUCUUCCCAACAGUCUGAACAGGAACAUUUUGCCACUAUUGAAAAUAUACAUCUGAGUAUCGAGAUCCCCAGACAGCUCUACACAACAAGAUCAGAAAAGUUAGUCUCAGAAAUGGUGGACUUCCAUCACUGUAUACCACACAAUGAGACUUGUCGUCGGCCAAAUGAAUACAGGACAUGCUGGUUCAUAAGGGCGUCUGAGAACGAAUGUUGUGAAGUCACGGAUGUCUGAUGACACCUUGGAGCAAAGGCCAGGGUGACGAAGCACAAAAACAAAGACUGAAAUGACUGUUUAACUGUAAACGGAGGCAUGCGAGAGUAGAGCAGAGAAAUGGUGAUUAAAGUGUUGAGAUUAAUUCUUCAUAGUGAUGAAAGUGUCUCUUUAGACAGAAAGCUAUGAAUGCUAAGUGGAACCUAACUUUUAUUCUAUAUGUUGAACGAUAGGAACAUUUCCUGUAUAGGGCUGGCAAAGGUUCUUCUUUCCUCACAAUGAGGUAUUUAUUAUUUACAAACCGAUACACAUGGUGGUAUCUCGAGCUUAGACUUUAAAAUGUUGUUUAUUUUAAUGCCAUUCUGAACCACUGUUGUGUCCCAAAACGAGAAUGAAUGUAUGAGCUGGUUAGAUGCUGAGCUGUAUUUCCAUCAGUCCGUCUCAUUUGAAACACCUCGUCCCACCAAUCAUGUCUCAUUUGUUUUUUACACAUUUUGCAUUUCAAGGCAAAGAAUAAAAAGUAUUUUUUUU
This is a messenger RNA of Labrus mixtus (cuckoo wrasse), 4838 nucleotides long. It is a transcript of the gene impg1b, whose product is annotated as interphotoreceptor matrix proteoglycan 1b. NCBI's taxonomy places the organism in Eukaryota, Metazoa, Chordata, Actinopteri, Labriformes, Labridae. Gene Ontology annotation, biological process: visual perception. The coding region runs from base 753 to 4328 and encodes 1191 amino acids. The transcript is spliced from 21 exons. The record is from RefSeq and is a predicted model, not a curated record.